AUUUUUUAUCCAGACGAGGAAAAAGGAAUGAAAGGAUUUCAAGUGCCAACAACAGAAUCAAACCAACAACCGUUCGAUUUAGCUGUAGUAGUAUCAUUUGGUCACUUUAUACCAAAAUCAGUAUUAUCACAAUUUAAAUAUGGUGGAUUAAAUAUGCAUCCAUCACUCUUACCUAGACAUAGAGGCGCCGCUCCAAUCUAUCAUACUAUUCUCAAAGACGACAAAGGAGCUGGUAUUUCAAUUAUCGAACUACAUCCAAAAAGAUUUGACUGUGGUAAAAUUUUAAGUCAAGUUAAACUAAACAAUUAUGAUAAUUCAAUACUCUAUAAUCAAUUAUUAAAUCAACUUUCAAAUUUAGGUACUGAAACAUUAAUGGAAACUCUUCAAGAUUUCCCAAACAAAUCCAUGAACUCUAUUGAUCAACCAGAGCAAGGUAAAACACUAGCUUCAAAGGUAAAUAAAGAUAUAUCAAAAGUUAACUGGGAAAACUCAACUCAAAAAGAAAUUUGGAUUCAUUAUAGAGCUUUCAGCGACAACAUUAGUUUACAAGGUAUGAUUUAUAAUAAGAAAUAUAAAACAAACAAAAGAAUCAAGUUUAGAAAAAUGUUACUUGGAAUUUAUGAAACUCACGAUUUAGAAAAUAAAACAAUUUACCAAUCAUUAAAAACAGACUUGGAAAGCUAUUAUAAUCGUUGUGGUGGUAAUUCUCAAAUUCCUUUUGGAACCUACUUUUUAGAACUGAUAAAUCAAAAUAAAAGCUAUUAUAAUCGUUGUGGUGGUAAUUUUCAAAUUCCUUUUGGAACCUACUUUUUAGAAACUGAUAAAUCAAAACCAUACUGCAAUAUGUUAUGGGUUAAAUGUAAAGAUAGUUGGGUUGGUUUUACUGAGGUAUAUGAAGAGGGCAAAAAGAAUGAUGUAAAAGCUCAGGAAUUUAUAUUUGGUAAAUAUACAGUUUCAAUUAAUAAUUAUAACUAUAAAUAA
Molecule: messenger RNA, 981 nt
Organism: Dictyostelium purpureum
Lineage: Eukaryota; Evosea; Eumycetozoa; Dictyosteliales; Dictyosteliaceae
Exons: 2
Biological process (GO): conversion of methionyl-tRNA to N-formyl-methionyl-tRNA; biosynthetic process
Cellular component (GO): mitochondrion
Molecular function (GO): methionyl-tRNA formyltransferase activity
Source: RefSeq, a predicted model, not a curated record